Fusarium proliferatum ET1 is the source of this 5514-nucleotide messenger RNA. RefSeq lists its product as uncharacterized. The coding region runs from base 1 to 5514 and encodes 1837 amino acids. The record is from RefSeq and is a predicted model, not a curated record. Gene Ontology annotation, molecular function: GTPase activator activity. Gene Ontology annotation, cellular component: GATOR1 complex. The transcript is spliced from 2 exons. Gene Ontology annotation, biological process: intracellular signal transduction; positive regulation of autophagy; negative regulation of TORC1 signaling. NCBI's taxonomy places the organism in Eukaryota, Fungi, Ascomycota, Sordariomycetes, Hypocreales, Nectriaceae.
AUGUCACGAAAUGGUAUCAUGAGGAACCCGGUCCCUCGCAAGGGACCGCCUCAUUGGCGACAUCUAAGCAGAUCAAGUUUGGAUCGCUCCCAAACCGACGUCCCUGCAUCGCCCGCGAGCGUAUCGACUCAUUCCACUAUCAAAGAAGAGAAGCGAACAAGAAUAGAACGCCGAUGCACCGUGACCGUUAACGAGGGCUACGCUAGAGAUGAGGUCCUGCUCAAUUUCGACGUAGUUGGUGGGGACAUAAAGCCGGGAGCUUUGAUGUGUAUAGCGACAGUCAAAGAUGACUUGCGAAAGAUCUCCACCGGCCAUGGCGCCGGUAGCAAGCAGAACCAGGAACAGAGUUAUGGUUCGAAGGGGACUGCGGGCACUCAAAAUGGGGACGGUGCGUGUUUUAAAUACUUCUUUGUCGCAAAAGACAUGCCUCAAGAGACGAAAACGCGGAAUCCCGAUAUUGAGGUCUACGUCUUGAAGCACAUUGCCGAUGCGUUUGGGAUGAAGAAGGGCUCGCAGGUCCUCUUGACGAUGGUGGAUGCGAAGAAUCCAGCUACGGAAGCGUCGCACGUCGAAUUGUCGUUUAAGGAUCAGUACUUGUCCAGAUCAGACAUUUGGAGAAUGACUGUUGGUGAGUUGACGGGAAGAACUGUCUACAAAGGCCAAUUGGUGUUGUUUAUGGGUACAAUCAAGGCGCAAGUCACUGCAAUCUAUGUCGAUGGCCGCAGAACGCACUCUGCCUUUUUCACCCGGGAUACUCGGCCCAUCUUCCGCAGUGAAUCCGCCAGAUACGUCCUAUUCAUUCAAAUGGCCAGAGAGAUGUGGGAAUUCGACGCCGAAAGCUCUGGCGAGAUCAUGUUUAACAAGGUUGUCAACGGCUUUCUCCCCGCGCUGUUCAAGAGAUGGGCCAUGCUCAAGGCUAAACACCUCGUGAGCAUCGUCCUUUUUGCGCGCGUGGAAUAUGACACCGGAUUGACAGCCGAGUUUGACAACCUGUUGGGGGACUAUUAUACAGGCAUUCAGCCAUCUGGGCCGCGUCGACCAUACAAAGACUUCUAUCGAGUUGUGGUCAGUGAGAUGGGCAGCGGAGAGUGGACAAAGAUCCUGCAUCAGCUCAAGGUGGAGUUCAACUUCUUCCGUCGGGAUAUUAGCCUGCACCAUCAUAAACUCAAUGCUCAAGCAGAAAUUGAUGGUCGAGGUUCCAUUCCUACGGAUACACCUUCAACUCGUGUCAAGGCUGAAUCAACAUAUGCCAUGUAUGGCAAUGUUCUCGAGGCGAUCAACCUCGCUUCGUCCCAAUUCGCCCAUGAUCAUAUCGACAGGGAUCUCACCAGAACUGGAAUUUCCAUCGCAGUCAUCAGCCCUGGCUCUGGAGUUUUUGAGGUAGACUACGAGACGCUGCGGAGGACAACAGAGGCAUUGGUUGGAAAUGGUAUUGGUAUUGAUCUAAUAUGCAUGCCUAAGAUGCCUCUCCAUUCAGUUCCCCUAUUCAAAUACCGCAAUCCGCAGUAUUCGGAUGAUCAUGGCCAUGCUCAUCGUUCCAGCUUCUCAAGGUCGUUCCACAGCCGGGAUAGCACGCCUAAUCAUCCUACACCAGUGAUCGGUAGCUAUCAAUCUCUCGGCGAAUCUUUCUCACCUUCGAAGGGAAUGAGCCUUUCUCGUCGUUCAGAUCCUCUCAUGUCUAUGGCAACAAGUGAGCAGUGGUGCUUUGCAUUGCCUCAAUGGCUUCAUGUCUCUUUCUGGACCGGCGCAUCCGACGAGGCCUUGUCCUAUGAAGGCAUUGCCCUAUCUGUCUCCAACAAAGUCAUGCAAGAUGACGAAGACGAGUUCAACAUUAGAUGCCGCAUGUAUGCAUUGCAGAUGAGAAGUGUCCUUGAAACCAACGAAAUUGAAACAACACCUUUGCAAGUUGACACACAUUUCCCGGCCAACAUCACCGAACCGCCAUCCUCGCAGAAGUAUCGAAAUACUGGGAUCAAUGACACUGUCUACAUUCCUAACAAGCGCCCCCCGGAGGGUUUAUUAGAUCACAUUCAUGGAUUUCAAAGAUUUGUUCCAGAUAGACUUGCACGCCCUGGUGAAAAGUCAUUGUGGAAACAGCUGCAAGAGUUUGAUGACCAUAGGGCCAAAAUCUCAAGUAGUCGCAGUCGACAUCAUUCGUCACGAUAUGCAAAAGAUUUGGAUGAGAUCACGAGAAGACAGUUGGCAGAGGACUCUGGUCUAUACGGAACUUCUCUCCCAGAGAAAAAGGCACCGGUUCUUGGCCCUUCGGCACGGAAGUUGUCGAUGAACAUCAUGGACGGCGAGAAACCAUCGCCUACAAGCUUGAAAAAGAGCGCUGAGCCGCCUGCUCCAAAGCCCCCAAAGACAGUUGCAAAGCAACCCAAGCUAAUGAGGCAGAUUAGCCUCGGACAGCGAGGAUUUGGCAUCGCUGCUCCAAAGGCGGUAGUUGCAGAGAUCAGGGCCGAGACAGUCAACGCCUCAGGCGUUACGUCUGGCGAAGCAAAACAACCGUCAACCCCUCGAAUCCGCCCAGAACUACGGCCAAGCUCGCCUCAAACAAUUGCAAGCCACCCAUCGUCAUUGUCUGUACAUAAAUAUCGAACAGACACCCCUGACGCCAUCAUCGAAGGGGUGCCCAUGACUCCUAGCAUUCCCAUUCUCAAGAGAAAUAAUUCUGGAAACCUCGAUAUUGCUACGAUGCAGCUGAGGACCGCCUCAUCAACGAUAGGUUCGUCGUUGAAUAGUCGGCAGCAAAAGAGGGAGGACGAUCGUGAUCUUAGGUCUUCGGAUGCCCUUCGCGCUGAUGACGCCCAGAAACUCUACACCAACAAGCUACGUGCGGGUGCGUUGGGCGGUGCUGUUCAAGACCUCCCAACAACUCUGUCACCCACCACUUCCAUUACCCCGUGGUUGACACUGCUGAAUCCAUCGAACCCGGAAAGCCUUGCGAUCGACGAUACUGUCUUGUAUAGCCGAUGGCAGCAUGUUUAUCCACAAAUCGGUCAGAUGAAGGUCCAGAAAUGGAAAGCUCUUUGUUGCCCUGCUUCUGUACCCUUGACAACCGAGUAUUUCCCCUCCAAGACUCAGUUUGAUAGCGAGUAUCAUCGCCAUCCGUACACUGUUGAGCAAGAUACAGAUGACGACAUGGUCGAGGAGCCCAAAUCUCGGCAAGACUUUAUUCAAGAAUUGAUAAGCUUGAGAUUCACUCAGGGCUUCCAAGUUGUCGUAGGACCAUGGGUUGCCCGUGCAUUUGGACAAAACUCGAUCAAGAUCGGUGACAUUUUCUCGAGAGACCAACCUCUUGAAGAUGGCACGAGUAUUUUCAUGUCUGUGGGCAACAGCAUUCACCAACUUUCGUGCGUUAAUGGCACAGAAGUCGAGGUGAACAUCUUUGUACGAAAGCCAACUGACACUUCGCUCACCUCUCAAGGCUUCUCGCCGAUCUACAAACCUGCCAUUCGAACUCUUCUCGAUGAUGCAUAUGAGGCACGGGAAAUCGACCUCCUUACCGCUCGUCCUGAGCGUAAUUGGAACAUGAUUGAUUCAUACAUUGCUGGGCAUCACGACGAAAUGAUGGACAGUCUGCGCUUUUGGCGUGCAAGAUUUGUUCUUAUCCCUGUCUUGCGGAAAGAUGUCCCCGUAUCAAAAACGCAGGGUGGUGACCAUGCUGAAGAGGUGCGAAUUGAAGGUAUCAAGCGUCUUGCUCAAUCCUGGCAGAAGCAUCGCUACAUCCCUCCCUCUGAACGAAGAUAUCAUUCUGUCGGGCAGCAGAAACGCAAAAGGGACCCCAACCCCCUAGAUAUCGUAUACAAAACCGAUGACCCCUCCGUGGUGAUUGCUGCUGAAGUCGAAACGCUUCCUCUCACGGAAGGGUUGGAGGGUGGCAAUCGAAAGGGGCUUGUCUCGGCCAAGGAGCGCUUUAAGAAAUCCAACCUAAACUUGGCCACGUUAGCUGAUGCUAUGCAACAGCCUGUUGAGAAUGGAGGCGUUAGACUACAGAACCGAAGGUGGCAUCUCCGCCUCUACUCUGCGUCCUUCAUCGGCUCUGAUAUGGUGACUUGGCUGCUCGACAACUUUGAGGAUCUCGAUACUAGAGAAGAUGCUGAGGCACUGGGUAAUGCUCUAAUGGUACACGAUGAUGGAAAAUCGGGUAAUUCUAAGGACAAGGGGCUUUUUGUUCACGUCGACAAGAGACAUCAGUUCCGCGAUGGCAACUACUACUACCAAAUUGCCAGUGAGUUUGCCAAACCUCAUGUAGGAUGGUUCAACUCGCGACGAGCUGCAGUGCCCCCAACGCCGAGUCUCGAAGCCUCCAGCCGAGACUCACCUCGAGCUCUGAUGUCGGCUCGUUCCGUUGACGAAGGCGGUUCUCCUGCGUCAACAUCGACGACCCCAACUAUAUCGCUUUCUCAAAGCGUGAAACGAUCCAGAGUUGUUCUUAGCAAAGUCAUCAAGUACGAUGUUGACCACCGCAAGCGAUCAUAUAGGCCAGAGAGGAUCGACUUGCAUUAUGACCGCCUCCACAAUCCUGACGGUUGUUACCAUAUCCGCAUUGACUGGAUGAACGUCACGACAAAACUGGUGGAAGACGCAGUUGAAAGUUGGGCCCGAGAGGCCAGUCAAUAUGGCCUUCGACUUGUUGAAGUCCCCAUUAAGGAGGCAUGCACAAUCACUGAAACAAAUCCAUUCAGAAGGCCAUAUCGCAUCAAGCUGGCAGCGCGUCCUCCUGAUCAGAGGCCUGAGACGUAUAUUGACCCUAACUCACAGGGUCCAACGACGUCCCCAAAUAAGCACUUUUACCAAACUGCCAUCCUGAAGAAGUUCGACUUCGUUUUGGAUAUGGAGGCAGCCUCUAACUUCCCGAGUAAUGUCGAUGUGACCUAUUCUUGGGGCAAGCCGGAUUAUAAAUACACCCAGUAUAUCCAUCGCAGCGGCUCUCUGUUGGCAGAGAUUACAGACGAGGGUGACUUCUUGAUUCUCGCCAAUCGUUUGUACAGCAGUCGAUCUGCGAACCCGCGCGAGAAAGAAGUUCGUUCAGCUGACCCGCCCCUGGUAGAACGGGGUGGUCGUAUGUCAUCGUAUGGCCCUUAUUCUACCUUUGGAAUGACAGAGUCAGCAACUCUUGCAUCUCCGGUUGUCAAACCAACACACUUUUACCACUCACCAGCCCUGAAACCAGUUGAUCAGAAUAACAAAGCAGUGUCCUCUACGACCCCUGAUCCUGAUGCCCUCAACGCCGAGAUAGACGCGUUUUGCAAGGAUACGUCUGCGCUCGAGGAGUUCUACAAAGAAGCCAUGGAGAAGGGGCAAAAGGUUCAGGGUACGCCUGCAACAGCGGCGGCCUCGACACCUCUGGAGGCCGUGCCUGAAGCAAGUAUUCCCACUUUGGGACUGCCACCUGGUGUUCUGGGAGGAAAUGACGGAGCACCGACUAAGCGACUUAAUAGUCCAAUGUCGUUUCUACGAAGGAGUAGUGUUCAGUAUGACAGUGGAUCGAGCCUGACUGGGCGAUGA